CUGUGUCAGCGCUUGAAAAGGAUAACAUCGAUGAGGCACGAGUACAGUCAAUGUUGUCGAUUGAGGUCCUGAAGUCGAUAGAGGCAGAUGCGCGAACUUUGCGUCCUGCUGCUUCGUGUUUGAAGACAUUCUAACGGCGUGCUGUCCUCUAACGCGUGGGUUGAGGUAACGUCGUGAUUGUCGAAGCAUGGAGUAUCAGAGACGCUAUAUAAAGACUAUAAAAUCAGGAUAUCUCAGAACGAGUAGCCUCUCAGAUACUGAUCCUAAUCCUAAUCUCCUCAUGCCCGUUGCGACUGCGCGCGUCGCGUCGUGCGGCAUGAUGACGUCGUGCCCCUCCAUAACAGCUUCUCGCGGCUGUCACGCAUGCUCAGAAUCACUGCCGGUACAUCACAUGGCCGUGGUCAGCAGUGGACCGAUAUCUCAAUUUGUGAGAAAGAUGGACUCAAGUAAGAUAAAAGCAUGGCAUUUGCGAGGCGAUGAAUGCGUCAUGGGAAGCAUGCGGCAACAGAUGACAGGUGCGAGCGCCGUGGGGGGGCACCAACUUCAUCCUCACAGCAGCAUUCUGCCAAUCUUCCUCACAUACCAACAACGCCGCAUACUAUGGCCGGUGAUAAACGCAGUAUAUACCACACAGCCAGUAGUUAUACCCCUAGGAGUCGUUUGAUAGCUGAAACUUGCGUAGGCCAACCACAAGACGCUCCUACCAGGGUUCGUCUGAAGCAUGCUCGCUGAACAGAGGGCGACGCACUAGAGUUUAGCUCGGAAUUCUGAAGACUAAGAUCCACUCUGAGUGUGCAUAAUAUCAUGCGGGCUUUAUUUG
This is a messenger RNA of Dothidotthia symphoricarpi CBS 119687, 820 nucleotides long. RefSeq lists its product as uncharacterized. The record is from RefSeq and is a predicted model, not a curated record. The transcript has a single exon. Lineage: Eukaryota; Fungi; Ascomycota; Dothideomycetes; Pleosporales; Dothidotthiaceae. The coding region runs from base 188 to 664 and encodes 158 amino acids.